CGUGAAAGAUUAUCGAUGCAAGACGAUCGAUUUUCGCAUUUACAAAAUAACUGCAUUUCUCGGAAACAUUGUUAUCACAAUGACAUACCAAAAGUCGAGUCAACAAACAAAAUGUGAGAGCAACAUUGAAUGAAAAUGUUCAUUAGUUUCGGUUCGUACGAGCAGAAUGUACGAUUGGAGGGGUUUAGCUCUUUGUACUAUUAUUUUGUUUAUACGGCCAAAGCUGUGUUUGAUUCGCGAUUUCUCGAUUUGCCACGAUGACUUCGAGAAGGAUCCUCCCGACGGUGUUUUGAAAGUACACACGUUCAACUGGCUCGGCUUCACUCAGUACAUACACGUUACGACUGGGCUGCCUCAUCACAGCAAGGCGCCUCGUGUAGUCCUUGUUCACAAGCAGUUUGUCGUUGGAACAGCGGCCGACAUGUUGCAUCUCCCGAAGAACUACAAAUUAGGUAAUAUUGUAUUUGGGGAUUAUGAGCGAGACGAGGAAGACUGUGGGUUGACGCUUCAACAAAUUAAAAUCGGUAUCCGAUGUCCGCGUGCCUACAUAGAAAUACCACCACAGGAAAUCACACCUCAUCCUGAAUAUACUAGAUUCGGAGUAGGCAAUAGUCUCGCUUUGAUUAAACUUAUUCGGCCAUUGAAGUCUCAUUACAUGAUACCGAUAUGUUUACCAACGAUUCAAGAACGAGCGAGAAAGAAGAGACAUAAAUCCGUGUUUCUGGUUGAUUACAUUAGUACGGUUCCAAGAGAUUUUGAUUCUGAGAGAUUAGCUAAGAAAACUCUGAAGUUGUACACUCAUAGGGAAUGUAAACAACAUAGAAUGAGAGCGAGACUGGGCAGUGAAGGAGUCACGCACGUCCUAUGUAGUUCAGGAUGUGGUGUCCGGCCUGGUGCGACCAUCAUCAGUCACUCGUCUGAUGGACCAUUCGAGCUAAUUGGAGUGGCAGCCGGUGGAGCCCCUUGUCAUCGCCGGUCCAUGCGCCGGCGCCUUAACAGCGAACCACCACUCUACAUAGACGUGUUUCCAUAUACCAAUUGGAUUAUAAAUGUCAUAACUGCGCACCAUCUUCCCAAGCCCUACCCUCAGAACUUUAAGCUGGUUGAUGCAGGGCCGGGUAUUGGUAUCAAUAAAUCAUAUUUAAGAAAAAGACGCAAACAGAAGACUGGCUGGCGCGGUCGUAUGUUUAUGACCGGUAACUUUUGCUUCAGGAGUAUGAGACACCAAAAGCGUGCUUCCUUUUUCUACUCCGAGAAAUUUUCAGUGACAGCGGAUCCUCCCGCUAAACUACAUGUUAUUUUGAAAAUCUCUGCUGGUAUCGACUGCACAAUAGUUUGUGCUCGUCUAACUAUGCCCAAUCGUAUUUCGCAGCCCACUAUAGCAGGCGUUGGAGGUUACAACAUAACUGUUACGUUCAACACAGAGUGGUUUCCAUAUUCGUUUUUCUUUGCAUUAGCGCUUGAUGGAAAGAAUAGUACUGAUGCAGAUAUGCAAGCUUGGAUCUCUGAACGCAAACCUGGUUUCUGGUAACAUGUAGGUACCUAAUGUACAAAUAAAUCUAUUUCAUAUUAUUAAAUUUGUCUUAUUUCGUCAUGAACCAAAUGGUUGUUUAUUUUGUUUUAAGUUU
Molecule: messenger RNA, 1628 nt
Organism: Spodoptera frugiperda (fall armyworm)
Lineage: Eukaryota; Metazoa; Arthropoda; Insecta; Lepidoptera; Noctuidae
Exons: 10
Coding region: 167-1531 (454 amino acids)
Biological process (GO): proteolysis
Molecular function (GO): serine-type endopeptidase activity
Source: RefSeq, a predicted model, not a curated record